AUGCUGAGCGAUCUUUGCUCAGUAGUUAUUUUGUGGACUAUACACUCACUAAGUGAAAUAGUGAUUGAACAUUUCUUUGUAUAUCAGUGUUCUUUGUGUGUAAUUUUGAAGUGAAAACCUUAAUUUUGAGAUACUGGAUUCUUAUUUAUUUCUUUGUUUGCAUUGAAUAGACUCCGAAAUUACUGGACCGAUUUUAUGUAUUUUUCUACAUCAUGCGCGGGUGACAUAGGUUAUAUAGUUUGCGCAGGCAAAGUAGCGGGAAAACAUCUAGUAUAUAGAAUCGGUAAAUGUGUUUCUAAGCGCAAAAAAUGAGAAAGGCAUUGAUUGGGGUGAAUUUUUUGUUGUGUUUGAUUUAGUCUGUAGAAGGUCCAUAAGGGGGAAAAGAAAGGUAAAAAAUACGAUGAGAAUAGUAAAAGCAACCAUUUUCUUUUCCCAUAUAACUACUCUGUCCACAUUUGACAUCAGUCAAAGCAAAACAGGCGCGAUAAGACAAUCUUUGCCUUCAAGUUGUUUAGAGGCUGCAUGGAAGCAUAACAAGACCUGCCGGGAUAGACUGUUAUUUAUAUUAAUUUAAAAUUUUACAGACCACGAGCUGGCUUCGAACAGUGUAACGUAGACCAACUGGAGCAACUUUUCAAGCAAACCGUGGGAGAUCAAAAAGAGAUCACCAAAGAGCAGUUUAAGACUAUACUCGAGUCAAAAAAUCCAUUUUUCACUGAACGAGUCUUUCAAAUCUUCGACGAAGACGACUCCGGUGCGAUAUCAUUACAAGAGUUCAUCGCUGCAGUUCAUCGAUUUGCUGGACAAACUCCUGACGACAAAUUAAAGUUCCUGUUUCAAGUUUACGAUCUAGAUGGUGAUGGUUUAAUACAACACCGCGAACUACAGCACGUGAUGCAGGCGUGCAUGGAAGAGAACUCGAUGCACUUCAGUGAAGAGCAAUUGCUAGAUUUAACUGGCGCAAUGAUCGAAGACGCUGACACGGAAAAUAGAGGAGCGAUCACCUACGAGGCUCUGAGGAACCAGCUAUCCAAACAUGACGGGUUACUAGAGAAUCUCUCGAUCAGGACAGUGUUUAAACUUCAAUUGUGCGUGGGUGUUGGUAUUGAUGUUGCGCCGGUGCAUCACGGAGCUGCGCGCGCGCGGGCUCAAUGCCGUGCUGCCUCUCGACCACCAUAUCUACCUGCACAAGCUAACGGUGUCGUGCGAAGCAUCGAGAGACGGAAGACUUCUGUUAUUUGCGUGCAAGAUACUUCUGUUGUUUGCGUCAUAGAGACUGCAAAAAGAUACCCUAGGGAGAACAUCAAAAGUAAGCCUGGUCUUUUUGGUCUGGUGGGAGGAUGCGCCAACCCCACAGGCGUGGCACUGUGCGUGCUGCUCGCCAUCAUAUGCGCGUGUAGCCAACCCGCUGUCAGGAGAGGGGGAUGUUUUGAGAUAUUCUACUGGACGCAUCUCCUAUAUAGACCUUUCUGGGUGCUAUUAAUUUUCCAUGGACCGAAUUUCUGGAAAUGGUUCGUGGUACCAGGUACCAUAUACGUUGUGGAAAAGAUACUGCGAUUCGCAUGGAUGAGAUCAAAACGUGGCAAGACUUACAUCUCCUCUGGUGUGCUGCUGCCGUCCCGUGUAACACAUUUGGAGAUCAAGAGACCAUCUCACUUCGAGUUCCGAGCUGGAGAUUAUGUGUUCAUAAAUGUUCCAGCUAUAGCCACAUCCGAGUGGCAUCCAUUUACCAUCAGCUCCGCUCCGGAACAAACAGAAAUAUCACCGGUCAUCCGCAGCGUUUCAUUAUUAACAGCACAGCGUCUGAAAAACAAGUCUGCAUCAAUGCCAGACGUGAUGACCUCCCAAAAGAAGUGGCAAAGAUUGAACGAGCUUCGCAAUAUGAUGCGGUCCGAGUCAGAAAAUAGAUUCGAUGUGAUAUCGAUGCAUUCGGCACGUGCUGUGGCCUACAAAAGUCCCCGGAAUAAAGCGUUAGCGCAUAGUUUUAGAUAUAUGAAGAAUAAGCCAGCUAUAGUCGCAUUUAAUACACCAACCGACACUGAUAAAGACAGAAGAAAGAGUAAUGAGAGUAUUAUAACCCAAGCUAGGAGACGCCUAUCGAAAAGUAUAUCACCCGAUAAAGACAUAGAGAAGCCGACCAUUACUGUCGUGAGUCCAUCUACAGAAUCAGAGUGCACUAGUGGCAGUUCGGAAAUUAUUUAUCCUGUUGGAAAGCCCCUAGAGAUACCUGAUGGAAAAAAUAGAAUGAUCGACUGGCAACACUGAGAGCAAACAACGUUUGAAAUUCAACCUCUAUUUUGACCAACUUGGCAACCCCGAAGGUAUUUGGCAUGUAUGGAGCGAUUGUGCAUCUCUAUAGACUCUUUCAUAUGGUGGAAAAAAAUUACCCGAUUUUAGGGAAGUUUUUGAGAUUUACCCCAAAAACUCUAACUGUCAAAGAAAUAAUUUUAGAACUUGAAAACUGGUAUCGGUCGAUGGAGGGCGCACCCCGAAAUGACAUUUGACUAUUUUCAUCGCCUACACCUGGCAACCCCGGCAGCUACGGCGGUUUGAAAGUUCAAUGCCCACUAUUCACGUUUUGGACUCUAGCGCAGUCAUUAUAGCCGCUAGGAAAAUAGUAAAAACUGCGUUGGAUGCGCCAAUAGGUGUGCUACAUAAGUAUGAGAUUGAAAUUUCAAAAUUCAAGAUGGCGGAUUAAAUAGCGACCAUUUUAUCUAG
Diatraea saccharalis (sugarcane borer) is the source of this 2718-nucleotide messenger RNA. NCBI's taxonomy places the organism in Eukaryota, Metazoa, Arthropoda, Insecta, Lepidoptera, Crambidae. The record is from the annotation of a GenBank genome assembly.